GAAAUGGUUAUGUUGCGUGUGGCGUCAGACUUAACAAGCGGAUUAUUGUGAUUACAGUGAAAAUACAUCUUUUACACAGUGCUAAGACAGAAAUGAAAACAUUUCACCGAUUUGUGUAAUGUCAGUUAUCAAUUAGGUAGACGCUGAGGAGAUACAAGUGAACUCUUUCAAGGGAUACGUAAUUGCAACACCAGUGUUGAAGUAUUGUUGAUGGCCUUUACCAUCGCCACUGCCACUUGAAGUAUACAUAAAUGUGGCGUUUGCAUUACACGUUGCUCUUUAAAUGUGUUCAUUGUCUGUUUUCUGUGUGUCUGUUGAUAGAGCAGUUUGCAACACGGCAAAGAAGUUAAGGACUUCAGUCGAGCACAGAUGAAGCCUGGCAAAGAGGGACAUAGUAGACAUAACAGUACACUGCAGGUUUAGUAAAAUAUGGCAGAUGGUCAAGAUGAAACGCAUGGCUGCAUGGGCUUCGAAAGACAAGCUCAAAAGAAAGCAAACCAUUCCACCAAACCAAAGAAAUGCAAACACUUGUCUCAGAAGCUAACAGACAGAUCAGUGGGGAGAGCUCGAGUCAACAUUGGAUUGGCAUUUAAGAGGUGGCGUGAACUGAAAGCAGCAAAUGGAUUGAAAUCUGACGCAGAAGUGGCACUGUGUCUUCUGGAUGUAAUGAAGAGGUUACCCUCUAGGUCAGAUUCCUCUGGACCCAGUGAUAAAAAGAUCAAAUUCUCCCCAUCUGAAGUGCAGACACUGAUCGAGCAGGAGGUUCGCACGGCAGUGAAAAAGAAUGAAACCAAGCUGCAGGGUUUAAUAGAAAAUAUUCAACAGCUGGAUUCUGGAGUUGACUAUGAAAGCUCCAUCCAGAAACUGGAGGCUCGAAUUAACACAAUAACUAAGAGAGCAGAAGCAGCUCUCACCUACAUGACAAAGAAGCAAAAAAAGAGCUCACUGCCAUCUGGUGUUAAUGUGGACACAGUCAGGUCACAAUGCAAUGAUAAUACCAUGGAAACCGAGUCACAGAUAGACAGAAUGAGCAAAGACAAGAGUGGAGCGCUCUUUCAAGUGAUGGAAACCACAAAAAAGGCACUAAAGAAGAUGCAUGCUGAUAAUGAAGCUUUAACAGAUGCCAUAGCAGAUUUCAAUGAGGAACUGUCUCCUCCGCUUCUUACUCCCUAUGGCUCUCCUGAGUCUAAGAAGUUUAUCAGGGUCAUAAAGAAAGAGCCAGAAGAUCAACAGGAAAAAGAAAACAAUGUCACAGAGCCAAAGGCUGAGAGGGUGAAAGUAGAACCUCUCACUUUUGGCGACAGUAACAGUCCCACGCACACAGGCUCAAAUCAGGACGAGCUCUCGUAUCCUCCUCUUCCCUCCACCACCUUCCCCUCCAUUCUGAGCAUGGAAGCAGCCUCAUACAACAUCCCCCAGAAACCAGAAGUCCAGCUUGCUCUCAUCAGGAACCCCGCUGGCCUCUCUGUGCUCUGGAACGUGGAGGAGAAAGACCCUUCUGCGCCGCCCAUGGAUUGUUACAGCGUCUAUAUGACUAUGGAAAAGGUUAAGGGUAGUGGCGUCUUCCCAAAAUGGAAUAGCCUUGGUGAGGUGAAGGCCAUCACUCUGCCCAUGUGUGUGUUGAUCAGCAGGUACAAGCCGGGGCACAAGGUGUGUGUCGCUGUGGUGGGGAAAGACAAGUUUGGCCGGUACGGACCCUACAGUAAAGUUGUAACCGCAGCCAUACCUGAGUAGUUGGGAGGGAGGAUAUGGGUUCAGGGGAGAGGCAACACGAGCACCGAAUGGUCAAGUGGGAUUUAACCACCCGUCACGUUUGUACUUUCUCACUUAUCAAGGUGUAAUUCAAACAUCCUUACGGUUGAUAACAUCAGGAUGUCCUGGAGGUACAAUUUUCGUAAAAAUUGUUUUUGGGUACAAUUUUACAUACAUAUGAUUUAAAACUUUUUCAACCAAAUGAAACACAGUGAAAUUGCACCCAAAUGUAAAUAGGACCCUUGCUGCCUUUGCGGGGCCUUCCAGCAAUGAUUACCGCUCCAACGUAAGCAGUGUAGUUAGUAGCCAUGUGUAAGGCAGUCCUUUUGCUGUUUGUCUGCCACUCAUGCAGAAAUUGGUCGGGCCGUAAAUAAACAGUACAGCGUGAGUUGUCAUUAUACUUCGGAAAGUGUAGCAUUCAUAAAAUUGUUUGUGUAACAAUGUUGAAUUUUUAAAUAUGCUAUUAAAGUAUGCUCUGUAAGAUUUUUCAGAUUUAUCAUUUAUACAAUAAAAAUCUCUAAAAACACUGGA
This is a messenger RNA of Micropterus salmoides (largemouth bass), 2283 nucleotides long. It is a transcript of the gene atf7ip2, whose product is annotated as activating transcription factor 7 interacting protein 2. Gene Ontology annotation, biological process: regulation of DNA-templated transcription. Gene Ontology annotation, molecular function: protein binding; transcription coregulator activity. The transcript has 13 exons. NCBI's taxonomy places the organism in Eukaryota, Metazoa, Chordata, Actinopteri, Centrarchiformes, Centrarchidae. The record is from RefSeq and is a predicted model, not a curated record. Gene Ontology annotation, cellular component: transcription regulator complex; nucleus. Bases 430 to 1734 code for a protein of 434 amino acids.